Molecule: messenger RNA, 1672 nt
Organism: Aspergillus nidulans FGSC A4
Lineage: Eukaryota; Fungi; Ascomycota; Eurotiomycetes; Eurotiales; Aspergillaceae
Product: oleate hydratase
Exons: 3
Coding region: 2-1672 (556 amino acids)
Biological process (GO): fatty acid metabolic process
Molecular function (GO): oleate hydratase activity; FAD binding
Source: RefSeq, a predicted model, not a curated record
AAUGGCCAAGAGGAACCCCGAGAAUCUGGAUGCCUGGAUCCUAGGCAGUGGCAUCGCCUCCCUCACAGCAGCUGUACUUCUCUUACAAGAAGCCCGCGUCCCUCCGUCGCGCAUCCACAUCAUCGAAACCCUCGACGUCGCCAGCGGUACAACAGUCAGUCAUGGCAAUGCGAAAGAAGGCUACGACUUUCGCGCGGGGAUGCGUCCGCAGUUUAACGACGUCUGCAUGCUCAAUCUAUUGUCAUUAGUCCCCUCGUUUACAGACCCCAACCGCAGCGUGCACGACGAGAUCCUUGACUUCGCUAAAACGCUAGACUUAAAACAUACGCAUGAACAGACGAGGUUUCUAACGCGAAGCGGCAAUAAGGUGCACCGUGUGCAAGGGAAGAAAAUGGCCUUGAGUGUCCGCGACCGUAUUAGUAUAUUCAUGCUGUCGAGUAAGUCAGAGAAGAUGCUGGGGAGGUCCCGCAUAUGCGAUUUCUUUUCAAAAGGGUUCUUCAAGUCUAGUUACUGGCUCGCACUAGCGACGACGUUCGGCUUGAAACCCCAACACUCUGCAGCUGAGUUCCGACGACAUCUGCACCGCUUCAACAAUUUGCACGACUUGUCCGAUCCGCAUCUACUCGAUCUGGGCAAAUACAAUGUCCACGAGUCGAUUAUUGUCCCAAUCACGCAGUUCCUACUGAACCGCGGUGUGGACUUCCGCCUCAAUACGGGGGUCUGCGAUAUCAUCUUCGCGCACGACAACCCUGCUGAACCCAACGAACCGACCAGAGUCACAGCCAUCCAGACCUUCACCUCCGACGACAUCGUGCUCAUCUCGCUUGGUUCGAUAUUUAGUUCCACCCUAGCAGGAUCGAAUGACUAUCCCCCGCCUUCAUUCGAUCCGACCUCCCUUUCACAUUCUCUUGAUCCUGACGCUGAAACGACAGCUGAAUCCCAGCGCGACUCAGGCGUGGCGAUCUCCCCUGAGCUCGACGAGAACUGGCUCCUUUGGCUGCAGCUGUGCACCAAGCACCCCAAGUUCGGAAACGCAUACAAUUUCUGCACGAGGCAGCAUGCUUCACGGAUUGAAUCGUUUACAGUUACUGCUUCUACAGAGGAGCUCUUUAACGUAUUGGCUGAUGUAUCAGCGAUCAAGCCCUUACCGGGUCCGAACACAAUCCUGACAUUCUCCGAUACGCCAUGGGUCGUUACGCUGAGAGUUCCGACCCAGCCCGUCUUCCCAGACCAACCAGCGGGAGUCCAGGUUGCGUAUGGUUAUGCGCUUGCACCCGAGAAAGAGGGGAUGUACGUAACCAAACCGAUGCUUCACUGCUCGGGUAGAGAAAUUCUCACAGAGAUUCUCUGCCAUAUGGAUAUCCCACCAGGUCAUCCGUCCCAUGAAACCAUACUUAAUAGCACCAUGACAAUCCCCUGCAUCCAGCCGCGUGCUACAGCGACGCUCCUACCUAGGGAAUCAACAGAUAGGCCGCCCGUGAUUCCACAGGGGAUCAGCAAUAUGGCGUGCAUCGGGGCAUUUGUAGAAAUUCCAGAUGAGCUCGCUGUGACGGGGGACUAUAGCGUGCGCGGGGCGCAGAUUGCAGUUAGAGAGCUGAUGGGUGUUGAUAGCGAAGUCGUGCGAAGAAAGAAAAGCAAGAGGGGGUCUUCAACCGGGCUGCGGGUACUAUAA